Molecule: messenger RNA, 797 nt
Organism: Hypoxylon fragiforme
Lineage: Eukaryota; Fungi; Ascomycota; Sordariomycetes; Xylariales; Hypoxylaceae
Exons: 2
Coding region: 291-797 (168 amino acids)
Source: RefSeq, a predicted model, not a curated record
CCAAGUAAACCGACAUAAUAGGUGUUUCUAUCCCAAGCCUCUAUCGUAGUCGAAACUUCCAGUUCUUGAAGCUUUGCAUUAACAUUGCGAAAGUCUUUUCUUUUUCUUUCCUUUCCCUUUCAACUUUACACCACCAUCUCUUUAGAUUCACACGGUACCCAUCCUCAUCCCCAUCCAUACCAAUCCACUCUUUACUCCCGAACAAACCACCAAGCAUACAUAUACCACAUACAUACAUACAUACGUUACCUGCCUACCGAAUAUAUAUCAUUUCACAAUACAUACCAGGCAUGGACUUCACGCACCUCUACGGCGACUCGUACCACCAGGUCUUCCCCACCAGCACAUCCCACCUGCGGCCCACGAUGCCGUCCCGCCAGCCCUCUCUCGCGCACGGCACCGCAUCGGGCCACUCGUCGUUUGGAGGCGGCGGCAACGGGACCAGCAGUCAUCACCAGGAGAACCGCCCCCAGAAGCCUGAGCAGCCACUUCCAAUGUCGCCGUCACCACCGCCGCCGCCACCGCCGCCGACGCAGCAGCAGAAGAUGGCGGCAGAUCAGGCGUAUAGAGCUACUUUCGCAUCCCACGAACGAGCCGUGUUCCAAGAAGAAGCGCUGGCGCGGGCCCGGCGCCGCGACGCCGCGCGCAACCGCGCGCUCUUCCGCGGCCGCCUGUACAAGCGCCCCGAGUUCUACGCCAUCACGAUCGGCGUGCUGGGCUUGCUGUACCCGGUCUUGAACCAGUACGUUGUGCAGCCUUGGCUGGAGAGGAGGAGGCAUCAUCGGCAUGGGGUUUAA